This is a messenger RNA of Bacillus rossius redtenbacheri, 3046 nucleotides long. RefSeq names its product coiled-coil domain-containing protein 170. Bases 24 to 2303 code for a protein of 759 amino acids. The transcript is spliced from 15 exons. The record is from RefSeq and is a predicted model, not a curated record. NCBI's taxonomy places the organism in Eukaryota, Metazoa, Arthropoda, Insecta, Phasmatodea, Bacillidae.
GCGACGCGCCGAGCCGGGGGAAGAUGGCGACCGAUGCGCGGUCGGCGGGAGACACCGAGGAGGACUGGCAGGUGUACCGCGUCCUGUGCCAGGACCAGGACCUCGUCUAUCCUCGCACGGUAGAAGAAGAGCAGGAAGAAGACGCGAUGUCCCACGACGUGGCAACGUCGCUUCGCAGCGAGCUGGCCGCUCUUCAGUACAAGAGGGACCGCCUGCUGCAAGAGCUGCAGGACACCAGGGGACAGCUGCGCAGCCGCGAGCAGCGCGCCCUGGAGCUGCAGGUGCAGACGGAGCAGCUGCAGGAGCAGGCGGCCCGGCAGACCGCCAUCAUAGCGUCGCUGCGCAGGAGGAUACAGGAGCUGGAAGAAAAGGAAAGAAAUCUGUCAGCAUCCCAGAGUCGAGCAGAAAUGGCAGUUCAAACGCUUCAGAGAGAGAACCAGUACAAAGAGGAGAAAGUAAAAAACUUAGAGAAAAGGGUGCGGACCCUGGAGCUGGAGUGCCACUCGGAGGAGGCCUCGAAGGAGUCGCAGCGCCGCGCCAUGGAGGACCUGGUGCGCAGGCUGUCCGCGGCCUUGGGGGCGGAGCAGGCCGAGGCCGUGGUCACCUCGCCCGAGGGGCUGGUCCACAAGGCGUCCGAGCUCGUGCAGGAGACAAGCAGACUGCGCGCCAAGUCGGGAAACGUCUCGGAGACACUGUCGUCUGUCGAGCUCGAACUGAAGGGUUGCAAAGAUGCCCUGGACAGAGCUGUCGCCGAGAGGGACUCUUUGCAAAGGCAAGCGGCUUCACAUCUUCUUGAAAUAGACCGAAUACGACAGGAAAAGGAAAACUUGGAAAUGCAACAAAGAGUGACAGAACGAGAACUAUCGGAGUUAAGAGAAAAACUUUCUCUCUCGAACAGAAGUCUUUCAUCUGCAACGAAUAACGUGGCCGUCCAAGAAUCCACAAUAUGCCAGCUUCGAGAGGAUUUGAGCAUCAAAGACGAAAAGCUUCAAAGAGUACACAAUGAGUUGCGGCAUUUUCUUGAGUCCUUAGCCAUUCAACUUAGCUCACCAACAAGGUUCGUUGAAUCCAAUGACACGAGCAUCAAAGAGAGAAUAGCGGAAGUUCUUCAGGAAAACAAGGAUAAAGCUACCCAAGCGGAGCAGCUGCGCGAGAAGACAGCGCUGCUCGCCCAGCAGCUGGGCCGGCAGACCGAGGCGGCGGAGCGCGCCGACGCGCAUGCGCGCAAGCUGCUCGACGACAAGAUGGCGCUGGAGUCGCGCCUGCGCGAGCUGGAGGCGCAGCUGGCGGCCGCGGAGGCGUCCCGGGACUCGCUGCGCAGGGACAAGAACACAUUCAUGAGCUUCCUGGAGAGGCUGGCCAGAGUCCUAAGCGUGGAAGAGAUGUCCAAGGAAGUAGGAGUGGACCUUCACACAGAAACACUGCUGCUCAGAGCCGAGCAGUUGGCACGCCUGGAGAGUGACAAGCUCCUGGACAAGACCUCGACGGUGUACCAGCUGCAGCGGCGCGUGCGCACGCUGCGGGAGCAGCUGCAGAGGCGCGACCUGCACCUGGACCUGCUGCGCAGGAAGCUGUCCUUGCAGGAGGACGGUACCCGCGCCAGGACCCUGCUGGAGUCGGAGCGCGACGAGGCCAACCUCAGGGUGAAGAAGCUGCUGAAGCAGGUGGAGCGACUGCAGCUGGAGGUCUCCGAGGCCAGGGCUCAGACUCGCGAACUGAAGACACAGCUCGGGGACGCCGCCGAAUACAAGAUUUCAGCCCUGGAGAGAGCUCGCAAGAUAGAAGAACUUCAGAAACGACUGGUUGAAAGUGAGAUGUUAAGAACACGUUACAGUCGCAAAGUAACUCUCCUGAAAGACCAGGUGCGCGCGACCAGCCAGUCCGCGGAGAACGAGCGCAGCCUCCACGAGCACAACACGCGCCUCUUGCGGGACGAGCUGGCCAGCGUCAAGCAGAGCCUCGGCGACAGCCAGCGGCGGGAGAACGCUCUGCUGAGCUUCCGCACGUCGGUGGCGAAGCUGCUGAACCUGGAGGCGCCGCUGCCCGACUACGAGAUCGUGUCGCGGCUGCAGAAGCUGGUGCAGGCGCACCGCGACUUCACGUCGGUGUCGCGGCGCUACGACGACCCGCUCUUGACGGGCGGCUCGCGCACCCCGCUGCUGCUGGGCCACAGCCCCGCCGGCACGCGCACCCCGCGCUACGACGACUCGGGCUUCGUCGACCCGCCCGACCUCAGCGCGCUGGACGACAGCGACGACCUCAACGGGGUCUACAACAAGCGGCCGCUGAGAGGUUCUCCCUGAGCUUCUGAAGCCAUAGACUCGCGAUCAGAUAGAUCAGACCAGCCCAAAGAUGGCCUCCGCCAUGGACUCGCAAAGAGCGACUCGCCACCUGGAGCGCAGUAACAACAUCCACCAUAGACUCAUGACGAGAUAGAACUCAGCAGCUUGCCGCCUUGAGUCCUCUGCCAUAGACUCAUAUUGAGAUAGAAUGUGCACACACGCUGUGCAGUGAUUAAUAAAUCGUCCAGAUACUGGAUGGCGUAUAUGCCAGUCAGCUUGUCACAUAGAGCCUUCUACCAAAUAUGUAUUAAUUGUAGUGACAAUAAAAUAAUUUUGAAGUCCCUACAAAUCUGUUAUUUUUAGCGACAAUCGCAUUUCACUAUCACUAAUAAGCCACUUCGUGAACCUUUUCAAAUUAUUAUUCUUGUACAAAAAUAUAUAUUAUACGGUUUGUAUUGACUGUAAAAGUUUACUUUGUCUAUAAAUUUACCAAUAAUAUAUAAUUUAUAUCUGUAAAAAAAUCUACAAGCCUAAUAUGGUGAAAUAUCUGGAAGGUAUUUAUUUUCUUAAAUCCUUCCUUCUCCCAUUAUUACCUUCUGUUUUAGCCUCCACUGUCUCUAGUCUAUGCUUUUGUCUAUAGUGCUAGAAGCUUGAGAGCCAUUGGAGAAACUUAAGAUUCACUGACUGAGUUAGACAACUGAAUAAUCUGUGUUUGUGUAUAUUCAGACUAUUUACAUUAAACGUUAAUAAAAGUCUCACAAGAA